ACUUUACGUAUUUUGUAGAGGUAUGGGAUCCUUUGAUUUCUUGUUAUGACUGUUUUAAACCAUCUCCAGGCUGUUACACCGGUAACCCCUUGGACUACCGUGGAAUAUUGGCCAAGACGCAGUCCGGAAAGACGUGUCAACGCUGGGACUCCCAGUACCCUCACUCCCAUGAAUACAACCCAAUGGACUAUCCCCAGUCUGGUUUGGAGGAGAACUACUGCCGUACCCCGGAUGAGGACUCGGAAGGCACGUGGUGUUACACAACUGACUCUGCUACCAGGUGGGAAUACUGCGACCUCAGCUCCGGAUGUGCCGGCGGCACCACUACCCCCACCACUGGCGGUACCGGUACCGGAGACGGUACCUGCGGUGUUCCCGCCAUUUCUCCCAACCGCAACCGUAUCGUGGGGGGUCAGGACGCCAAGCAGGGCAGCUGGCCAUGGCAGGUGUCGAUGAUUCGGCAAGGCAGCCAUGUCUGUGGCGGUUCCAUCAUCGCACCCAACUGGAUCGUUACUGCUGCUCACUGUGUUGACAGUGACCUUUCUCCCAGCCAAUGGACGAUCCGUGUGGGCAGCCACCGCCGCCAGAACACCGACUCCACCCAGCGGGACCACGCCGUCAGCAGGGUCAUCAUGCACGAGAGAUACAGCAUGAGCCUUUCUGACGACAAUGACAACGACAUCGCCCUGAUGAAGUUGUCCAGCAGCAUCACGUUUGAUGAUUACGCCAGCCCUGUGUGCCUGCCAACAGUCGACGCACCCGACGGUGCCAUGUGCUACACCACCGGGUGGGGAUCCACGGGCGGGAUAUUCGGCCAGCUGCCCAACAUCUUGCAGCAGGGUAAGGUGCCGGUGGUGAGCAGGUCCACUUGUAACAGUGGCAGCUACUACAAUGGCGAGAUUACCGACAACAUGAUCUGUGCUGGUUACACACAGGGAGGCAUCGAUUCCUGCCAGGGUGACUCCGGUGGGCCUUUCGUUUGUGAGUACAGCGGACAGUGGACCCUGGACGGCGUCGUGUCCUGGGGAACCGGCUGCGCACAGGCCUACAAGCCUGGCGUCUACACACGUGUCACUAACUACAUCUCCUGGAUCAACGACAAGAUGGCGACUAAUUAGGCUCACAUCCUUACAGAGCUUUCUCAGUCUCAGACAUUGAGUACAAAUAAGCUCUGAGUUGCCCGAGAAAUAAAUACCAGGAACGUAAGCACUGAAUA
Branchiostoma floridae (Florida lancelet) is the source of this 1216-nucleotide messenger RNA. RefSeq names its product plasminogen-like. NCBI's taxonomy places the organism in Eukaryota, Metazoa, Chordata, Leptocardii, Amphioxiformes, Branchiostomatidae. Bases 183 to 1118 code for a protein of 311 amino acids. Gene Ontology annotation, molecular function: serine-type endopeptidase activity. The transcript is spliced from 8 exons. Gene Ontology annotation, biological process: proteolysis. The record is from RefSeq and is a predicted model, not a curated record.